AUGCCUACACCAAUCGACAGAGCUCUUAAUUCAAAGAACACAGUCCUUGCGUUCGCAGGAGUUGUAACAGCAGCAGCGGCAUGGUCAAUAUGGGGUCAAGACAUGUUUCCCAAGGAAGCUGAUCCUACAGGUGAUCCUGAUAGAUGGACCAUGGAGGAGUUAAGAAGAUGGCUGGCUGCCAGAAACCUGCAUCCUAACUCUAAAGACACAAAGGAGCAGCUUGUUGAACGAGUCAAAGCGAAUCUACGGACUCCAAGGGCAUAA
Messenger RNA from Glarea lozoyensis ATCC 20868, 264 nucleotides. RefSeq lists its product as uncharacterized. The coding region runs from base 1 to 264 and encodes 87 amino acids. The record is from RefSeq and is a predicted model, not a curated record. NCBI's taxonomy places the organism in Eukaryota, Fungi, Ascomycota, Leotiomycetes, Helotiales, Helotiaceae. The transcript is spliced from 5 exons.